UGAGGAACAUUUUGACUUACAACACAUCUCUGCCAACCCCGAAACUGGUUCCUCCAGGACUGUACCCACCUAUCUCUCAUUGUCUCUCCAUAACUCCUCCUUCUUUCCUUUCAUCACGAUUUACUAUAAUCGACCAGAUAUUGAGAGAACAAGGAGAGUUCUGAUUGAUUUAGUCCCAGCUCAUACUCCAGCCGGUACCAUGGACACACCUUCCAAUAAUGAAUAUGCUCCACUGGUGUCAGAUGAUCAUUUGUCCUCAAAUAAUUCUGAUCAUCCCUCUGACCUGAGGAUCGUUCUGGUGGGGAAGGUAGGAGCAGGGAAGAGUUCAUCAGGAAACACCAUCCUGGGUCUUUCAUACCCUGAGGGGUUUAAGGAUGAAACCUCUCCAAACUCUGUAACUACAAAGUGUGAAAUGCGGAGUGCAGAGGUGGCUGGAAAGAAGAUUGAUGUAAUCGACACUCCAGGCAUAGACGAUCAAUUACUGAAAGAUAGAUGGGCUAUCACCAAAUUGAUCAGAAAGUUUGGUAGAGCAGAGAAAGAGGCUAUAGCAGAGUGUGUUAAUAUGUCUGCCCCAGGCCCCCAUGUGUUCCUGCUAGUGAUCAAGCUGACCAGGUUUACAAAAGAGGAGAGAAAUGCAGUGAAAUGGAUCGAGGACAACUUUGGCCGGAACGCAACACAGUAUAUCAUCAUACUAUUCACUGGUGGGGAUGCCCUAAAGAGAGACAAUAAGAAUAUAAAGGACUUUGUGAGAGCGCAUCCCGAACUCAUGGCACUAGUCCACAGAUGUGGCUACAGGUGUCAUGUAUUUGACAACACAACGAGGGAUGAAACCCAGGUCAGCAAGUUGCUGGAUAUGAUAGAGGAUGUGGUGGAAUGGAAUGGAGAUCACUACACCAAUGCCAUGUACAAGGAAGCGCAGAAGAAUGUUAAGAAAAAAUUGUUGAUAGGUGUGGCCAAAGAAGCAGGUUUGGGUCUGGCUGGGGUCGUUGCAGCCCCCUUAGAAAUUGCAGUUAUUACUGGGUUGGUUGUAGGCGGGGCCGCCAGUGGUGCUAUAUCAAGCUAUAAAAAGUAGACCUGUGAGAAGGAAACAUCUUUAUCCAGGUCGGCAUUAGCCAAUGUCCACACAUUGGCUAAUGUAACAUGGGUUAAAAGAGUUUUUAUGAUUGAAUACUGUACGAUCUCUUAACACUUUAUGGUCUUAUUUUUCUUCUUUUAAUAAUUUCUUUUAAAUAUGUUUUGAAAUGUGUAUGCUAUGCUAUAUUUGUAGCACAUUUAGUAUUCUGAAUGCUGUGUGUUUUGCAUUAUACAUACAGAAUUAAUCUGCUUGUGUCCUGACCCACACAUCUUCACAUCAACAUAUUUCCCUUGUUCUCUCUAAGUUGCACUGGCUGCCAGUACAAUCUUGAAUUGAUUUUAAAAUGAUUCCAGUCUCCAGUCACACCUCAUACUCCCCCCUGACCUCUUUGGUCAGUUGACUAUCACUGUACCAGCCUCUCUGCAGCUGACUCUAUCUCCCUGUACCAGCCUCUCUGCAGCUGACUCUAUCUCCCUGUACCAGCCUCUCUGCAGCUGACUCUAUCUCCCUGUACCAGCCUCUCUGCAGCUGACUCUAUCUCCCUGUACCAGCCUCUCUGCAGCUGACUCUAUCUCCCUGUACCAGCCUCUCUGCAGCUGACUCUAUCUCCCUGUACCAGCCUCUCUGCAGCUGACUCUAUCUCCCUGUACCAGCCUCUCUGCAGCUGACUCUAUCUCCCUGUACCAGCCUCUCUGCAGCUGACUCUAUCUCCCUGUACCAGCCUCUCUGCAGCUGACUCUAUCUCCCUGUACCAGCCUCUCUGCAGCUGACUCUAUCUCCCUGUACCAGCCUCUCUGCAGCUGACUCUAUCGCCCUGUACCAGCCUCUCUGCAGCUGACUCUAUCUCCCUGUACCAGCCUCUCUGCAGCUGACUCUAUCUCCCUGUACCAGCCUCUCUGCAGCUGACUCUAUCUCCCUGUACCAGCCUCUCUGCAGCUGACUCUAUCUCCCUGUACCAGCCUCUCUGCAGCUGACUCUAUCGCCCUGUACCAGCCUCUCUGCAAAUUAAAAACCAUGGGUAAAAAGGGCCAUCUCAUGCACUCCUCCUAAACUGUUACACUCACUACCUGUUUCCAUCAGAAAUGUUCCUUCGUUUGGCCAUUUUGAGAAUUUGCUUCAAACGUAACUUUUUUUAUCAGGUUUUUAAUUGUUAAUGUAAUUGUCUGUUCUUCUUGUUGUUGUAUGUUAUGUUUUAGGAUUGUAAUUUGUACUGCAGUGCAGUAAAUUAGUCUAUAACCUUUUUUUAAAUCUAGAAUUCUAAAUGAUUGAAAUAUGACUUUAAAAUUGGUGUCUAGUUGUCUAGUUAUAACUGUUGCGAAUGAAGGGACCUUUUUAUACCUGUAAUCACAUGAUUCCAAAAUACGUACAGUAUGUUGGAUCAUUAUGUUGGAUUUUUAGAAAGUCACUGGUUCCCUUGAUUUAAUUCAAGUGCUCUACAAGUCAUUCUGCUCUCAAGUUAAUUUGACAGAAACAUUUAUGUUUGACAGUUUGAUGGUUGACCCAAGAGAAGACUAUACACAAGUCUUGAUGUAGUUUAUAAUGGUCAGUUUAGGACGUAUAUGGGUAUAUGCUGCAUAUAUAAUUAUAAAGCAUAUUUAGUCGAAUAGUAUUGUGGCAGGAUGUAUGUUGUUAUCUGAGUUUGACACUGUACCAUUGUUUUUCCCUGCUUUUUGACAUGUAACAUGAUUUUUAAGCCCGCUCUGCUCUCAAUAAA
Osmerus eperlanus (European smelt) is the source of this 2789-nucleotide messenger RNA. Its product is annotated as GTPase IMAP family member 7-like. Lineage: Eukaryota; Metazoa; Chordata; Actinopteri; Osmeriformes; Osmeridae. Gene Ontology annotation, molecular function: GTP binding. The coding region runs from base 200 to 1072 and encodes 290 amino acids. The transcript has 3 exons. The record is from RefSeq and is a predicted model, not a curated record.